AUGCCACCAAGAACAAAACCACCCAUCGAGAGGAAGCCGAAGGGUCAAUCCGGAAAAGGGAAAGAGGCGGCUCUACUUGAACCACAACCCGACCUUGUAGCUCAAUUUGGUGCACCAUUCACAAUUUACUCGAGGAAGAAGGUGUUGCAUUUAAAGAAGCUUGACGACGAUCAAGUCUUUUAUCUUACCAAGUACACUUAG
Messenger RNA from Dovyalis caffra, 201 nucleotides. NCBI's taxonomy places the organism in Eukaryota, Viridiplantae, Streptophyta, Magnoliopsida, Malpighiales, Salicaceae. The record is from the annotation of a GenBank genome assembly.